CUCGCACUUAAAACAGAAAAGGGGGUAUUUCAACUUCGACAAUAACGCCCAAUAUGCCCAGCGAUCUUUAUGCCGUAGCAGAUUUCUGUCUCAUCCCAAUCGGAACAGGAGAAUCUUCCGUCGCAGAAUAUAUUGCAGAGUGUCAGAGAGUCUUGGAAAAAUCAGGGCUGACGUUCAAGAUGCAUGGGUACGGCACUAAUAUUGAGGGGCCUUGGAGCGAAGUGUCUCAAGCCAUACAUGAUUGUCAUGCCGCAGUCCACGCCAAAGGCGCCCCCCGAGUCGCCACAGACAUCCGCAUUGGUACACGCGUAGAUCGAGACACACCCGUGGGUGAUGGCAACGAUCACAAGGUGAAACGUGUAGAAGAGAUCCUAGCAAGAGAUAGAGCAGCUGCAUCCUAAGUCUUCACUGCUUUGUUAGGUCGGCCAGGCAGGUAAUAGUGUA
This is a messenger RNA of Suillus subalutaceus, 444 nucleotides long. RefSeq lists its product as uncharacterized. Lineage: Eukaryota; Fungi; Basidiomycota; Agaricomycetes; Boletales; Suillaceae. Gene Ontology annotation, cellular component: cytosol. The record is from RefSeq and is a predicted model, not a curated record. Bases 54 to 401 code for a protein of 115 amino acids. The transcript has 6 exons.